Messenger RNA from Pimephales promelas (fathead minnow), 1523 nucleotides. RefSeq names its product glucosaminyl (N-acetyl) transferase 4a (gene gcnt4a). Lineage: Eukaryota; Metazoa; Chordata; Actinopteri; Cypriniformes; Leuciscidae. Gene Ontology annotation, molecular function: acetylglucosaminyltransferase activity. The record is from RefSeq and is a predicted model, not a curated record. Gene Ontology annotation, cellular component: membrane.
GCCUCAAAUUGCCUUUCUUCAGUCACUGAAAGUGAAGUCAUUCGGUGCCUGAAUUUACUCAUCUUAAACGGACUGCCGGUACGAGUUAGGCAAUCUUAACAGCAGUCGUACAUAUAUUGUAAUGUUUGAUGGCAGUGGCACAAAACAAAAGACCGGCAGUUUGCAAGAAUGAAAAGAAGAUGUGCUAUCUUACACUGGUUAAGAUGCAAGUUCUAUGUGUUUGUUGUGUCACUGUUUGUUGUGCUGAAGCUGGUUUACAGAACUAUUUCAGUGGAUGACAGUAUCUACAUUGAGCCCUAUGGAGCUAAACAAAGAUUACUCAGACCUCAGCCUCUGAAUGGCAUUAACUGCACAGCCAUUUAUGAACUGGAACCAGUGGAAAUUGGGAAGUCGUUAGAGAUAAGACGCAAAAAUAUUGUGGAAGUUGAUGAUAAGAGUAUUGUUUCUUUCACUGCAGACUGCAAAAACUACAUCGAAAAAAGGGGCUAUAAUGACAUCUUUGUAACUGAUGAGGAGUGCAGCUUUCCAAUUGCAUACUCUUUGGUGGUGCACAAGAACAGUGCAAUGGUGGAAAGGAUUCUUCGAGCCAUUUACACACCUCAAAAUAUUUACUGCAUUCAUUAUGACCAAAAGUCAUCGGAAGAUUUUAUUGCAGCAUUGAAGAAUUUGGAGAAAUGUUUUCCAAAUGUCUUCAUAGCAUCUAAAAUCGAGUCUGUUCAGUAUGCACACAUUACAAGACUUAAUGCAGAUCUCAACUGCCUUACAGACCUGCUGAGUUCACAGGUCAAAUGGAAGUAUGCUAUCAAUUUGUGUGGCCAAGACUUCCCGCUGAAGUCCAAUUAUGAGCUGGUGACUGAGCUCAGGAAACUGAAUGGUGCGAACAUGCUCGAAUCAAGCAGGCCCAGUGAAGUGAAAAGGCAGCGGUUUCAGUUUCAGCAUGAAUUGAAAGAUGUGUCAUAUGAAUACCAGAAGAUGCCCGUUAAAACCUCCAAUCCUAAAGACCCACCGCCGCAUGACAUUGAGAUGUUUGUUGGGAGUGCCUACUUUGUGUUGACACGGGAUUUUGUGACGUACAUUAUGAACAAUCAACUGGCGAAGGAUUUUCUGCAGUGGUCAGCUGACACUUAUUCUCCUGAUGAGCACUUUUGGGCAACCAUGGCUAGAGUGCCUGGAGUUCCUGGGGAGUUACCAAGAUCUGAGCCAGACGUGUCAGAUAUAAAGAGUAGGACACGUUUGGUUAAAUGGAAAUAUCUUGAAAUCCGUUUGUAUCCACAGUGCACUGGCGCACACAGACGCAGUGUCUGCAUCUACGGUGCAGCAGAGCUCCGCUGGCUUCUGGAGGACGGCCACUGGUUUGCAAACAAGUUUGAUCCCAAAGUUGACCCCGUCAUUAUUAAGUGUCUUGAAGAGAAACUUGAGGAGAAACAGCGUCAACAAUGCCCCAAAAGGGUGUCUUAAAAUGGGACUUUUCUUUUUUAGCUGUAUUUUUGGUCAAAAUAUGUAUGUCUGCUGCUGCACGUAUG